AAGAGAGCGCUUAGAUCGCUCGAAUAUCGGCGUAACGUUGAGAAAAGGAAAGGAAGAUUUCGCGCGUGCGCUUUUACCUGCUAAAGGAAGGUGCGCGAACAGUAAAUACACGACGACGUGUAUUUCAGCACAGUAACUCGACAUCGUGGUGCGCUUUUGUAGCCAAAAACGCGCAGUCGCGCGUCAAUCCUACUAGGUGGGAGGCGAUCAGCUGUGAAGGGGACAUACACGAGGACAUCGAGAUGUUCGUCCUGCAGAAGUCUAUAUUAUCGGCCUGCGGCAGAAAUUGUGGAGGAUCAUGGGCGCGAGUGUUACCACCUUCACAUCCUGCAGCAAAGGACACCAGACAGAGGGAUAUUCACGAAGUUUCUGGAGAUGUUGUUCCUAUAAACAUGGUCAAGGGUAUUGGACAUCUCAGAGAUCCUCGUCUUAAUAAGGGCUUGGCUUUUACACUGAAGGAGAGAAUAUCCUUGGGAAUUCAUGGUCUCCAACCACCACGAUUUAAGACACAAGAGGAACAAUUGGCAUUAUGCAAGGCUUCGGUCAUGAAGUAUACCGAAGAUUUGAAUCGUUACCUUUACCUUGUCGAAUUGCAGGAAAGAAACGAAAGAUUAUUCUUUCGUUUGUUAAGUGAAAACAUCGAACAAAUGAUGCCGAUCGUUUAUACUCCAACUGUUGGAUUAGCAUGUCAGAAAUUUGGUGUGAUUUAUCGUCGACCACGCGGAUUAUUCAUAACUAUAUACGACAAAGGUCAUAUUUAUGAGAUUCUGAACAAUUGGCCCGAACAAGCAGUCCGUGCAAUUUGCGUUACCGAUGGUGAGAGAAUCUUAGGUCUGGGUGAUCUUGGAGCAUGCGGAAUGGGUAUUCCAGUUGGAAAAUUGGCUCUUUAUACAGCUUUAGCUGGUAUAAAGCCUCAUCAAUGCUUACCGAUUACUAUAGACGUAGGUACCAAUAACGAACAACUCCGUGACGAUCCUCAUUACAUUGGUUUGAACAAACCAAGAAGUCGAGGUGCUGAAUACGACGAAUUGAUCGACGAAUUUAUGGCCGCAUGCGUUCAGAAAUAUGGACAGAAUGUUCUCAUUCAAUUUGAAGACUUUGGAAAUCAUAACGCUUUUCGUUUUCUCGACAAAUAUCGUGACAAGUAUUGUACAUUUAACGACGACAUUCAAGGAACAGCUGCAGUAGCAGUUGCAGGUAUACUUGCAUCGAAAAGAAUAACGAAGAAGAAAAUGUCCGAGAACAAGUUUGUUUUUCUUGGGGCUGGUGAGGCAGCAAUAGGAAUAGCAGAUCUUUGUGUGAAAGCUAUGGAAGCUGAUGGUUGUACCGAAAGUCAAGCUAGAAAUAAUAUUUGGAUGAUGGAUAUAGAUGGAUUGUUGGUAAAAGAUAGACCGGAAGGUAAUCUCGAGGGUCAUAAAAUUUGGUACGCCAAAGAUUACAAGGUCACCAAAUCUCUGAUCGACAUUGUACGUGAAAUAAAGCCAACUGUGCUGAUUGGAGCCUCGGCAGCGGCCGGAGCGUUUACUCCUGAAGUUUUAAAAGAAAUGGCGAAGAACAACGAAAGGCCAUUGAUCUUUGCAUUGAGCAAUCCGACCAGUAAAGCCGAGUGUACUGCUCAACAGGCUUAUGACUAUACUGAUGGUAGAUGCGUAUUCUCCUCUGGUUCACCCUUCGGCGAAGUGAAUCACAAAGGAAAGAUUUACAAACCUGGUCAGGGUAACAACGCUUAUAUCUUCCCUGGAAUCGCAUUAGGUGUAAUAGCAACCGGUGUGCACCAUAUCACUGAGGAUUUAUUCCUGAUUUCUGCUCAGACUAUUGCCGAUCAUGUGACUGAUGAGGAUCUUGAGAUGGGUAGUCUAUAUCCACCCUUAAGCACUAUCCGAGAGUGUUCGAUCGAUAUUGCCGUUAAAAUAGCUAAUUAUGCUUAUGCAAGGAGUGGCUUGGCUAGUGAAUAUCCCGAGCCAAAGGAUAAACGACAAUUCAUUGUCAGUAAGAUGUAUGAUGCCAAUUAUGAUAGUCCACUGCCAAAUCUAUACGAUUGGCCAGUUGAUUACGCCAGUCCUCGUGUUCUGCCAGACAAAGACACUAUAGAAAUCCGCCACGAUUUAAAACAUCUGUAGCGGAUUUCACCGGAUGUGGAUAUUUGAAGGGUAUCAUAAAACACUUUAAGAUUUACAAUAGAAAAAGUACUGGGUCAUGGUAAAAAGAGAGAGAAAGAGAGAGAGAGAGAGAGAGAGAGAGAGAGAGAGAGAGAGAGAGAGAGAGAGAGAGAGAGAGAGAGAGAUUAAUUUGCCGAUUUUUUUUUUUAACAGUGCAUUAUUUGUUACAACAUGUUUUUAAUCAUAAAAAACGUUUUUCGUUGUGUGAUUAUAUGCCAAUGUGUGUGCUUCUUACAUUGAUGUAACUUGCAUAAAUGAGUGAGAGUGAGAUUGAGAAAAUGAGAGAGAGAAAGAGAGAGCGAGAGAGAGCGAGAGAGAGAGAGAGAGAGAGAGAGUGAGAGAGAAAGAGACGCGUUAAUGUUCCUUCAAGGAACAAAUAUUAACAAAACUAUAUAACGGGUGUCGUAGUGCGUUCUAACAUCCUUUAUAUUCUCCUUCGUCCCAUUGACAGUAUUAAAAAAAAAAAAAAAAAGAAUAAAAAGAAUAAAGAAAAAAGAGAUCGAAUCAUUCGGUAUUACAAAUUAUUUCUUUUUAUUUUUUAAACUGAUUGAAAGUAAUUCAAGAAAGUACAUGGACCGCGUGUUUGUACAUACUAGAAUUACGUCUUAAAUUCGAUAAUCAAAAUUUCAAUUAAUUUUAUAAUAUGGUAUACAACAUAUAUACAUAUAAUAUAUAUAGAAAAAUGAAUUAAUUUAUUCGACAUAGGAUAAAAGACUAAUCGAUCGAUUAUAAUACAUCAUAAAUUUUGUUUUGUAGAGAAAAAGAAAAAAGAAAAGAAAAAAGAAAAUUAUCAUUGGGAAUUUAUUUUCAAUUUGUCCUUCGUAUUAAUAUUUGAUUUAAGAAAUUUAAUUUUCAUUUCGAAUUUAGAUCGAUCAUCAGUGAUUUUAUAUUGUUUGGAAACAAAUAUCGUAAUUAAGGAAAAAUUAUACAUAUUGAACAAGAUAUACAUAUUCCAUCCAGAAAAUAAAUCCUUCCAUCCUUGAUUUAAAAAGAAACUAAUCCUCCUAACCCAACAAGGAUCCCGGAUUUUAAAGAUAAGUAAUUACAACUAAGUGCACGCUUUAGCGCUGAUGCAUUUCUUUUUUUGCGAUAUUUGGUAUAGUGUAUAUUUUUUGUUUUAUUUUUUUUUUCUUUUUUUCUUUCUUUUUUUUCGUUUCUAUUCUCUGUUUCUAUUCUUUUAUCUUCCUUCUUUUAUUAUUAUUAUUAUUAUUAUUAUUAUUAUUAUUAUUAUUAUUAUUAUUAUUAUUAUUAUUAUUAUUAUUAUUAUUAUUAUUAUAUAUUCUUUUUCUUUUCUUUUCUAUCCAAAAUCUCUAGCCGAACAAAAGCUGUACAUAUAUGUAUGUAUGUAAUAUAAAAGGUAAUUUACACGGAAUGGAGAAGUUCUUAUAAGAAAGAAAUAAAAGAAAAUGAUCUAGAUUUCGAGUUUUAAAAGACACUAUCAUUAAUUGAUCCUUUCGCUUUUGCUUUUAUUUCUUUUUUAUUUAAGAAAAGGCAUUUUCUCAUUUUAUUUUCUUUGAGAAAAUUGGAAAAUAUUUUAACAUUUUCUUAAAUCUUUCAAGGUCUUCGUUAUUAAUAGUAGAAUAUUAGGGAUCAUGCUAUAGCAAUUUUUAUAUUUAAUUUAUUUCUUCUUCUUUAAGAUCGAACAUGAUAAUUUAUUUAAUUUAUUUAUUUUCUUUUUUUUUCGAAGAUAGAAUUUUAUUUUUGCGUGGCUAUUACUCCCGAAAUUUCCUUAUCGAUAUUAAUGAUAUAUACUAUUUUCUUCUCUCGUGUAAACGUACAUUUAACAGUAGGAAUUAUUACCUUGAAUGUCGCAUGUGUUGCUGUUAACAAUGUCUAUGAUAUCACAAAACUUUCUAUAAAUGAUACACGUAAUACGUAAAUUGUGCUUGUCGUUAUAAUUGUGGUUUGGACAUUUAUUAAUGAAUAACUAUUUUGUGAGAAUUCUUUUUUAUUACGAGUGAGAUAAUUUAUCGUUAUUUUCGAUAUUAUGUGAAUGCAAAACAUUUGUCAGGGCUUCCCCAAUCUUUUGAAUUCUCAAGGUUUAGCCAUGUCGAUAAUAUUUUUUGACGAAUUGUUUGUGAAAAAAAUAAAAUAAAGUAAAAUAAACAAUAAUCAGAAAUCAUAUAAAAGAAAAUUUCUUACAUACGUGCAUACAAUAAAUAAAUAAAUAUAUAUAUAUAUAUAUUGCUUGGCUAGGCGUUUAGAAAAAUAAAAGUAAACAUUUUUUGUAUAAUGUCAUUUUAAUUAUGACUAACCGUGUUCUUCUCCCAACAGAUUAUGACGUGUUGGCGAGUGUUUAACAAGGCAACGUCUGUGAAACAAAAUAUAUAUACACACAUACACUCGUUCAAAAUUUAUUUUAAUGGACUGAAAAGUACGAUCGUUCUCUUAGCCCUUAACGCAUAUAUUACACUAUGACGAGAUUGAAUAAAUAACUAGCGUGACGAUAGUAAUAAUAAAAGAAAGAAAAAUAUUACAGUAAUUAAUAUUUCAUAAAUGUCAAUACGGGUGAUUAUUACAAUAGUUAAGGGUUGAGGAUGGUCAGACCGAACAGUAUUUAAUUAUAAUAAUUAAAAUGUUUGUAUGAAAGAAAAAUGAUUUUACUUUUCACCAAAUGAUAUAUAUAUAUAUAUAUAUAUAUAUAUAUAUAUAUAUAUACAUACACAUACAUACA
Molecule: messenger RNA, 4833 nt
Organism: Vespula vulgaris
Lineage: Eukaryota; Metazoa; Arthropoda; Insecta; Hymenoptera; Vespidae
Product: NADP-dependent malic enzyme-like
Exons: 11
Coding region: 243-2120 (625 amino acids)
Biological process (GO): pyruvate metabolic process; malate metabolic process
Cellular component (GO): mitochondrion
Molecular function (GO): NAD binding; malate dehydrogenase (decarboxylating) (NADP+) activity; malate dehydrogenase (decarboxylating) (NAD+) activity
Source: RefSeq, a predicted model, not a curated record